This is a messenger RNA of Acanthoscelides obtectus, 2158 nucleotides long. The record is from the annotation of a GenBank genome assembly. Lineage: Eukaryota; Metazoa; Arthropoda; Insecta; Coleoptera; Chrysomelidae.
AAUUUUGCAAAAUCAUUUUAAAUUAUUCUUUUAUAUAUAAUGAGCACACUACAUGAAUAUUUCCUGAAAAUCUAUACUAUUUUUAAUAGAAAUCAAAUUUAAAGUUUGAAUUUUUAGAACCGCGCCAAAAACGCUAUUCCUGUGAUGGCGCCGGCAGAUGACGUCUGUGACGUCACGCGCCAGUAAACACGAUUACGAGCUGUCAGCCGAAGUUAAUUUCUGUGCUUGAUUUUGCUAUAAAAUCAUAGAUAAAAUGGUCUAUAAAUGGUGUGUAGUGCCAAAAUGUACGAAUACGUCUAUAAAUAGUCCACAAACAUUGUUUGUUUCUGUUCCAACCGAUUGUAAAAGACGAAAAAAGUGGUUACUAUUAGCUCGGAGAGACCCAAAGGGCAUUUCAUCGACUUCAAAUGUAUUUAUGUGUGAAGAUCACUUCGAUAUGGAAAAAGACACCAUUAACUACAUGCAGUACAAAAUGGGUUUCAGAAAGAAGAUACUUUUGACAGAAGAUGCUGUGCCAACAAAAUUUCAUUGUCAAGAAGAUCGUAAAAGACCACUGUCUGAUGCUGGACUUUCUCGAGGAGCAUAUGUCAAGAGGAAAAGAAUGGAUUUGGUCAACACAUGUUUGCAAAGUCAAAAUGCUACUGAAGCCCAAGCUGAAAGCUUACAAAAAGAUGAGAGUUUGAUACAAGACAUUAUUGAACCUCAAGGUUUAUCAAGAACUCAAGACAGAGAAACUAUUACCAACUCUAUCAUAACUGCAGAAAAAUCUGUGCAAGUAACAAUAAAAGAGAAUGUGCAUCAUAGGAGCAAAUCUGUGCAAACAAGAUGCCAGACUACAAGUAUUUCUACCUCACCAAUGAAAGUUUCUACAACAUCUCGUUCCACUUCGCCCUUUAAGAUUAAACCAUGCAGUCUUCGACCAUCACAGUCUGAAAUUGUCAAAGCAGUCAAGAGAAAUGUUUUUCUUGAAGAUGAAAAGUCAGAUAGUGAUAUUUCCUGUAUUGAAAGUGGUCGUCAUUUAUCACCUUUUGUAACUAAAUCAGCAUCAUCAUCAUCAGGGCUUACGGACUCUGAUAGUAAUGUUACAGAUGCCAAUGAGAAUAUUGAAAAAUUAGAGUGCCUCAAAAUUACUAUGCGUUCAAUCUCUAAAAAACCAAUGAUGUAUGUUGGUAUUCCAAAAGAAUGUUAUUUCUUAAUCAAAUUGUUACAUAAACACAAGCAUAAAAGUAGAACACAUUUUGCUAUGCUUGAAAAAGAUUAGAAUGAACAGUACAUUUUCUGAACUGGAGGAUAAUUUUGGAAUAUCAUUAUCUUAUGCUAGUAAAUUGUUUCUACAAAAUAUACCAAUAAUAGCUAGUGUUUUAAGACCAUUCAUUGUAAAUAUAGAUAAAAAAUUGGUAAAAAAAAAUCUUCCUAUUUCAUUUAGACAUAACUAUCAUAAUGUCAGUUGCAUCAUAGAUUGUUUAGAGAUUGAUAUACAAAAACCAUCAAAGGCUCUUCAUCAGUCAUUGACGUGGUCAGAGUACAAAAAGGGGAAUACUGUGAAGUAUUUAGUAUCCUGCACACCUAAUGGGUUAGUUAAUUAUGUUUCGCAUGGGAUUGGGGGCAGAACCAGCGAUGCCACAAUAGUAGAAAAUUGUAACUUUCUAGAUGGAUUACCUCAAGGAUCCUGUUGCUUAGCUGACAGAGGCUUCAAACACCUUGAACAAAUACUUCAUGAAAAGGGACUAAAACUAUUAAGGCCACCCAGUGUAAAUGCUGGUGCAAAGUUGUCAAAAACUGAAGUUCGACAAACUAAAAUAAUAGCUAGUUUGCGGAUUCAUAUUGAAAGGGUAAUAAGGCGUUUGAGAGAAUUUCAUAUUUUAAAGCAACAUUCAGUGAUAAAUACUAACAUACGUCGUGUACUUGAUCAUGUCAUUAUAAUUGCAUGUGCUCUAAUAAAUUUGCAAGAUUCUCUUAUUAAAUAAUGGGUUUUUGCCUGUUAUGAUACUUUAUACUUAAUUAUUAUCAUGUAUACGUAAUCUCCUCUUUUGUGACAUACCAUUUGAACUUUGUGUUUUGUACUUGGCUGAAUAAAUACUUCUACUACUACUACUAUAAAUAAAGAAAUAAAUGAUGUAAAACCAUGAAUAAAAUGAUAAUAAAACAAGAAAUAUGC